AUGAGCGCACCAGCGGCACCGAUGCGCUCACCAGCAGCGCUGCUGGAGGUCGUCGCAGCCGCCGCGCUUGAGGCGGCAGAGGCGGACGAGGCAGAUGAGGCAGAAGAUGCGGAAGAAGCCGCGGACGACGCCGAAGCAGCGGAUGCAGAGAGAACGGAGGAGGCAGACGAGGCAGCGGACGCAAUGGCGCUGGUCGCGCUGGCGACGGCGCUGGAUGAGCCGCCGACGGAGGCGCAAAUCUCGUUUGUGAUGGACAGGACCUCUGUUGAAACGGAGAAGGGGGCGCCGCGGUUAGCGAGACGGUUCUUGCUCCUGGACGAUGAAACAACAUCGCCGUUGUCUGGGACUUACUAG
This is a messenger RNA of Verruconis gallopava, 354 nucleotides long. RefSeq lists its product as uncharacterized. The transcript has a single exon. Lineage: Eukaryota; Fungi; Ascomycota; Dothideomycetes; Venturiales; Sympoventuriaceae. Bases 1 to 354 code for a protein of 117 amino acids. The record is from RefSeq and is a predicted model, not a curated record.